CUACAAAUACUUUCUCAUUUCAACUCCUCUCUUCCACAAAAGAUCAUCGUUGAAAAUGACCCUCUUCAAUCAGCCAUGUCUUUACUCAAAGAUAGACAAGGAAGACCCAGAAGAGGUGUCUCACCGACGAGCCAAGUUCUUGAUUUACAAAACGCUUCAAAAGGCCGACGUGGUGUCUCGUCGUUCUUCUCACCCGUCGUCGUUUCUGAGGAUGAAGCUGCUAAGGUUGAAGGCCAAGAUCGGGAAGAGUUUGACUAAGCUACGUCGGAACAUAGAAUCCGCCGUUAGAUUUGGCGGGAUUCAAAAGCAUUCUCAAAGCAGCAUGAGAGCCUUGAAGAAGAUGUUCCACGGUGGUGCAACAAAUGGACUACCAAGACCUAUUUUCGCUCUUGAAGUUUGAUUUUUGAUUUUUUUUUUUAAUUGUCUUCUAUGUAUUUCACUUUUUUUUUCUUUCUUGAAUUAAUUUCUGUUUAUCUCCACUACAGAAUCUGGUCAAGAAAUGUAAUAUGAAAAAAACCAUGAGUUAUGUUUCUUUCAUAUAAAGAGGAAAUAAAUCAAUCUUGAAGUUGUAAUAACAAAGUUGUUUUUGGUUCAUGGUA
Brassica rapa (field mustard) is the source of this 599-nucleotide messenger RNA. RefSeq lists its product as uncharacterized. The record is from RefSeq and is a predicted model, not a curated record. NCBI's taxonomy places the organism in Eukaryota, Viridiplantae, Streptophyta, Magnoliopsida, Brassicales, Brassicaceae.